AUGGCAACCGCGGGCAGCGGGCCGAGGCGGGCCCGGCGGCGGGUGCGGGCCCUCGCGGCUGCCAGAGGCCCAGGCGCUGCCACUCGAGGGGCCUCAGACCCGGAGAGCGCGGCGCGGCGCAGAGCUUCUCCUUGUGAGGCAGAACUCCAGGAAUUGAUGGAGCAAAUUGACAUCAUGGUAAACAACAAAAAAUUGGACUGGGAAAGGAAGAUGCGGGCUCUGGAGACACGAUUAGAUCUUCGGGAUCAAGAGUUGGCAAAUGCACAGACGUGUCUGGAACAGAAAGGUCAAGAGGUGGGGUUACUUCGACAGAAGUUGGACAGUUUGGAAAAAUGUAACUUAGCAAUGACUCAAAAUUAUGAAGGACAACUACAAACCCUGAAAGCUCAAUUUUCCAAACUAACUAAUAGCUUUGAAAAACUGAGAUUACACCAGAUGAAACAAAAUAAAUUUCGACGAAAAGAAGUACCACACCUCAAAGAAGAAAUGCCCUUUGAACUGAACAAUUUGAACCAGAAAUUAGAGGAAUUUAGAGCAAAGUCAAGAGAAUGGGACAAGCAAGAGAUACUGUAUCAGACUCAUCUGGUAUCUUUAGAUGCUCAACAAAAAAUAUUAUCUGAGAAGUGUAAUCAAUUUCAGAAACAGGCACAAAGUUACCACACACAGCUAAAUGGUAAGAAACAGAGCAUAGAAGACAGCAGCCCUGAAAUUCCGCGGCUGGUAUGUGAACCGGAUUCCACUUGUGAAACCAGUGAAAGAGAUGAAUUCAUUAUUGAAAAAUUAAAAUCAGCUGUGAGUGAAAUAGCACUAAGCAGGAAUAAAUUACAAGAUGAAAAUCAGAAGCUCUUACAAGAACUGAAAAUGUACCAAAGACAGUGCCAGGCCAUGGAAGCAGGACUCUCAGAAGUGAAAAGUGAGUUACAGUCACGUGAUGAUCUCUUGAGAAUUAUAGAAAUGGAACGAUUGCAGUUGCACAGAGAACUGUUAAAACUAGGAGAGUCCCAAAGUACUCAAGAAAACAAGAAAAGACUUGAAUCAUCUUAUUCACCAUCUAUUAAAGAAUCAGAAAAAAAAAGGAAAGAGCUAUUUUCGGUGACCCCAGAUCAAUCAGAUCAUGAAAAAGAGUUGGACAAGAUAAGAAGUCAUCUCUAUCAGGAGGAAGAGUACCACAGCUCUGAGCAGGAAAGAAUGAGGAAUGAAAUCUCUGACCUGACACAGGAGCUUCAUCAGAAGGAGAUCACUAUAGCAACUGUCAUGAAGAAAGCUGCCCUUCUGGAAAGACAGUUAAAAAUGGAGUUAGAGAUAAAAGAGAAAAUGCUAUCGAAACAACAGAUGUUGGAUACGAGGUACAAAGCUGUCAGGACGGAAAACACACACCUGAAAGGCAUGAUGGGAGACCUGGACCCCGGACGGUACAUGACAAGUGGAAUUACUGAUAUAAAGAGUGUAGACUUCACUAACAGGGAACAUUCAAGGCAUACAUCUAUUAACAAACUGGAAUACGAGAAUGAAAGGCUCCGAAAUGAUCUUGCAAAACUUCAUGCCAGUGGAAAAUCAACAUGGGCUAAUCAGAAUACCUAUGAAGAAGCAGGAAGAUUUAACCACGAUCGUGAGCCAAACAGAAGUGCAACACCUCCAUUGCCAUCUUUGCCAUUUCAAACCAAAGAAAUAACCAGUCCUUUGGUUAGUGAUGAUGAGGUAUUCCCCAUGUCUCCCCCAGAUACGUCCUUCCCGGCUUCUCUGGCCACACAGCAUUUCCUUCUGGAGGAGGAGAAGCGAGCAAAAGAACUUGAAAAACUUCUCAAUACACAUAUUGAUGAACUGCAAAGACACACAGAAUUUACUCUUAAUAAAUACACCAAGCUAAAACACAGUAGACACAUAUGA
Budorcas taxicolor (takin) is the source of this 1887-nucleotide messenger RNA. RefSeq names its product deuterosome assembly protein 1 (gene DEUP1). The record is from RefSeq and is a predicted model, not a curated record. Bases 1 to 1887 code for a protein of 628 amino acids. Gene Ontology annotation, cellular component: deuterosome; centriole. NCBI's taxonomy places the organism in Eukaryota, Metazoa, Chordata, Mammalia, Artiodactyla, Bovidae. The transcript has 14 exons. Gene Ontology annotation, biological process: de novo centriole assembly involved in multi-ciliated epithelial cell differentiation; centriole replication.